Brassica oleracea var. oleracea is the source of this 1573-nucleotide messenger RNA. RefSeq names its product reticulon-like protein B18. NCBI's taxonomy places the organism in Eukaryota, Viridiplantae, Streptophyta, Magnoliopsida, Brassicales, Brassicaceae. The record is from RefSeq and is a predicted model, not a curated record. The coding region runs from base 182 to 1507 and encodes 441 amino acids. The transcript has 8 exons.
GGUUGUCUUUUUUCUCUCCAUCCAUCAAACGGCUAUCUGAUCCACACAGUAGCCGGAGAAAAAAAAAAAAAAGCAGAGAACAAUCUUCAAUAAAUUAUCUGAGAUUCUUUCUCAAUUAAUAAACUUCCAGAUUCGGAAAAAUCAAUCCUUUUCCAAAAAAAAAAAAAAACCCACAUUAACAAUGGAUUUUUCAACACCUCCUUCCCGUCUCGCUCGGAGAAACAAUACCACCACUCUCGUCAAAACCAACGGAGAUUCUCCGAUUCCGUCUCUCGAUUUGGUCCUAUCCUCUCCCAAGAGCAACGAUACUCCUCUUUACCCGUCUCCCGCCUCACUAUACUCACCGUCUUCCCCUGUUACGCUCCGCGAGAUCCUCCUCUUGUCCCCUUCCCCUCUCCGGAAAUCGAGGACCCGUUUAGCGAAUCGGUUCGAGAUGGAGGCCGCGGAGGCUGCGCGGCGGUGCAAGACGAAGGGAGGGCAGAGCGGUCUUUUGGGUAGUGCGUCGCCGAGGAGUUGCCGGAGAUCGAGGCGGAGGUCGGAGGUGGUGGUGGUGGAGGAGGAGACGAAGCCUGUUGUUGUUGUGUUGACGGAUGAAAAAAUGACAAAGCCGAGGAAGCAUAAGAAGACGGGUCGGUCUAAGAAGGAGAAACAGAGUUCGUUGCCUUCUUCAGAUCUGAGUAAAGAUGUUUGUGAAGGUGAUUUGGAGCGGAUUAGAGAGAAUAUCAACGAUUUGAUCAUGUGGAGAGAUGUUGCAAAGUCGACCCUUUGGUUCGGUUUUGGGUGUUUGUGUUUCUUAUCUUCUUGCUUUGCUAAAGGUUUUAGCUUUAGUGUUUUCUCAGCGGUCUCUCAUGUUGGACUUCUGUAUCUUGGGGUAUCGUUUUUGUCACACUCUCUUCGCCAAAGGGUGAUUGAAGAAACAGAGGGGAGAGAGGUUAAAGUGAGUGAAGAGGAUGUGUUACGAGUAGCUAGAAGAAUGCUUCCCAUCACGAAUUUGGUGAUUUCAAAGAUGACCCAGCUUUUCUCUGGCGAACCAGCAAUGACACUUAAAGUGGCACCCUUUGCUCUAAUAGGAGCCGAGUAUGGUUACCUCAUAACAUUGUGGAGGCUAUUUGCUUUAGGUUUCUUCCUCAGCUUCACCGUCCCAAAACUCUACUCAUCUUAUGCUAGUCAGAUUAACCAAAAAGUUGAAAAUGCACAAAAGAGAAUAGUUGAAGCGUGGGGAAUAUGCACACACAAGAAGUUCGUGGCAGGCUCAAUGAUCACUGCCUUCUGGAACCUGACUAGUCUCAAGAUCCGUUUCUUCACAGUGUUCAUCAUAGUGGUAGUCAUCAGAUACAAAAGGCAGAAUGUACAGUUAGAUUCCGAAGAAGAUGAGGAGAAGCAACCAGAAGGACAAACUCAAACGGAGCAACCGGAGGAGAAGACAACAUCGCCGCCAAUAGAAGAAGAGCAAGCGUUAGUAGUGGUGGCUGCAGAAACCGAAGCACCACCACCAAAGAAGCUUUAAAGUCUAUUGAAACUUGUUGUAACAUCAAUGUUAUUACGAAUAAAUAGUUAAAUACCUUUUCAAUUA